AUGGGCCGUCCGCCAGCCUCGGGACAAGCUGGCUUCCCGAAAGUGCCGGUGCCGAUAAAGCAAUGUCCCAACACACCCACGAAGCAAGCAGUGAAGAGCCAGCCAACAGCUGAUGAUGUUACCAUGGCGAGCCCACCUGUGCCAAAGGCCUCCCCAAAGCCGAGCCCAGCCAAGGAUGUGCACAUGUCGGGAUCUACGCCAACCCCUGCCAAAGUUGGGACACCUUUCAAGCCAGGCUACACGCCCGUCAAGAGCCCGGACUACAAGAAAGCCCGGAGGGCACUCUUUGAAGAUGCCGCCGAGGCCAUUAAUAUAAUUACUGGGCUAAGCCAAAGCCAAGCUUCGCCGGCCGGGGUGCAGCCCAUCCGCAGGCCGGACAGCCUCACCACGGUGGCUCGCUCAACAAGCACUCUGGUGCUGGGGGACUUUCCGCGAGAGGAGGAGGACCCCUCGACAGGUGUCCGGAGGUUGAUCUUCGAGGGCUACUAUGGCAUGCCGUGCCAGGACAAGCAGUGGCCCCCUCUUGAAGAAGCUAUUCGCUUCCAAGACGCUUCGCCGAUGAUGUCCUGGAUCAAGGACGCCCUGCCUCGGCAUCCGCAGAAUGGUGUUGUGAUGGAGGAUGACAUCAGGACCGACUUGCUGAUGGACUCGGAUGGCCUAAAGUACUUAAUGCUACUCGUCAACGGAGCUUGGACAAAGGUUUCUGAGUAUGAGGCUCUGAAGGCCAAAACCGCAGCCGUGGCAGAGGCAGUCCACAACCAAGCCGAGAACAUGAUCCAGAAGCUUCGGCAACAGUUGGACAACGGCGAAUUGGGCGAGGACCUACUGCACAAACGUGCUACAGCCACGGAGCAGUGGAGGUCCAAGAAGAGCAAGGAGAUCCAGGAUCACCUGGAGCGGGCGGAGUUGGCUGCACUCGUGGCCAUCGACAAAUCAGUCGAUCCCCUCUUGGGCAAGUGGAACCUGUUCAACGAGUUUGGUUGGAUGCAAACAACGACGAUCGAGGAGGACAUAGGCGAGCAGCUCUUCAUGGACGAGCUGGAGGCAUCUAUGGCAAACUUCUCUCUAGAGGCCUGGGAGCCGUCGUCGCUCCCGCUUCCGGAGACCUUGGUGGACACGCAGGGAACAGGCAACCAGGCUAUGGAAGGAGUGGUUUCGCAGCCCAUGCAAGCAGAAGCCACGCAGGGAACACGCGACCAGCAGGAAGCCAUGCAGCAAGGACCGGAUUCGGAGUCGGGGGUCCCUAUGCAAGCAGACGCAAAUCUAGCAGAGGCCACACAGGGAACACGCGACCAGCAGGAAGCCACGCAGCAAGCACCAAAUUCGGAGUCAGGGGUCCCGAUGCACGCAGACGCAGAGGCCACACAGGGAACAGGCGACCAGCAGCAGGAAGCCACGCAGCAAGCACCAGGUUCGGAGUCAGGGGUCCCGAUGCAAGCAGACGCAGAGGCCACGCAGGGAACAGGCGACCAGCAGCAGGAAGCCAUGCAGCAAGCACCGGAUUCGGAGUCAGGGGUCCCGUUGCAAGCAGACGCAGAGGCCACGCAGGGAACAGGCGACCAGCAUGAAGCCGUGGAGUCAGGGGUCCCGACGAUGCAAGCAGAUCAAGCCACGCAGGGAACAGGCGACCAGCAGCAAGCCAUGCAGCAUCCGGAUCCAGGGGUCCUCCAGCUGGCCCCGGUUGAGGCUCGCAGCAAGACGUCGGCCAGGACGGAGGCCGUUUUCAAGGCAUUGGAGAAGCCCAACUCUUUCGAUUUGAAGGACCCGAGUUUCGUUGGAAAGGGUGCUAGUCCCGAGGAAGCAUCGCUUACCCAGAAGGAAGGCGAAUCCACUGAGGAGUGGAUGACGAGGGUGGCCCACAAUGUCUUCAUGAAGUUCCACCGGUCCAUCCGCAGUGCUUGGCUUUGA
Molecule: messenger RNA, 1908 nt
Organism: Symbiodinium sp. CCMP2592
Lineage: Eukaryota; Dinophyceae; Suessiales; Symbiodiniaceae
Source: the annotation of a GenBank genome assembly